CCCCACCCCUCCGAGCACCCGCACGCCGGGCCCGCAGUGGCCAUGUCCCCACACCUUCCCCCAGCCCCUGCCUGGCCCCUGACCCGCGCAGCCGGAGCUCCAGAGCCGGGGCCAACCGCCCCCACAGAGCGCCUGGCCCGGGGCCGCGGGGCCGGGAGCCCCGGUGCUGGCAGCUGCUGGGGCAUGCUGGCGGUGGCUGUGGAUCUCAUCAUGGGGGAGGCCACCCCGGGGGACAGGGCCAGGACUGGCCCUGCUGUGCAGGCAGAAGGCAUCCGGCAGCAGCAUGGCGGGGACGGUGCUGCCCCUCUGCCUGCUCCUCGCUGCUGCCCUGCAGGGUGGCCUGAGCCAGGCACCGCGGCCCAGGGCCCGCCCCAGCCUCUUGCUCCUGCGACUGCAGCGGCUGGAGGAGCAGCUUCACCGGCUCCAGGAGGUGACCCUGAGCCAUCUCCAGAGCAUCGCUGGGAACUACAACAUCUCCUACAAUAUCGAUGGACGCUUCCAGGUGCUGGCAGAGCAGGCAGAGGUGGCCGCUGCUGCCCAGGCUGCCCUGAGCACUGAGCUGGCCCGUUUGGCCACUGCCAGCCGGCGGCUGCACCGCAGGCUGAAGCGGCUGGAGGGGACAGUGGGUGCCCUGAGCCUGGUCACACACCCACCAGGUGUGCCAAUGGAGGCUGGCACCAAGCUGCAUAGCCUGAUGGACACUGCCCGGAGCUGGGGCACUCAGCUGGAGCAGGAGCCACAGGGCUGGGUGGCCCCCAGCACCCUCAGCCCUCGGCGCCCAAAGACAAGGCGGUGGCAGCAACGCCGGCAGGAGAAAGGGCGUGGGCUGACAGUUGAUGCUGAGGCUGGUGGAGUGCCCAGGGAGGACAUGAAGCCCCCUCGCAACGCAGCACCAGGAGCCCAAGCCGUGGCACUGGAGCUCCCCACCAUGACCACGGUGCCCCAGGAGCAGCCGCUGGGCCCCCAGCAACCAGGAGAGGGUAGGUCCAGGCCCCCUGUCCCGGCGCCCUCCUCCCCAGCCUGCUGCACCGGCACCGUCCUGCUCUUCCCCAACACUGCUGCUGAGCACGGGGCUGUCCUGGGGCCGGGGCUGCACCGGGGGCUGCGGGCACUGUCGCUCUGCACCUGGCUGGCCACCCUAGGCCCCCACCUCGGUGUCCUCCUCUCCUACAACACCCAGGACGGCAGCAGCGAGCUGGCCAUGCGUGGCCGUGGCGGGAACCUCACCAGCUCUGCGCGCGUCAUCAUUGGGGACAGGCAGUUCCGGGAGCUCCCGGUGAUGCCACUCCUGGAUGGCAAGUGGCACCACCUCUGCCUCACCUGGUCCUCCAGCCAGGGCCAGUUCCGCUUCUACGUGGACAGGCGGCUGCUGGCUGCUGGCUCCAGCUUCCAGCAGGGCUAUGAAAUUCCUGCUGGUGGCUCGCUGAUGCUGGGCCGGGAGCAGGGCCACCCUGGCAGGGACUUCAUUGCUGCAGAAGCCUUUGUGGGUCACCUGGCUGGCUUUGCUCUCUGGAGCCGGGCUCUCCUGCCUGGAGAGGUGGCCAACAUGGCAACUGGCCAGGGGCUGCCUCAUAGCCCCCUCCUCACGCUGGCUGAUGCCUCCCUGCAGGGCGGGGUGCGCAGGCUGGCGUGCCCCUGCCUCCAGCACUGCCUCUGAGGAGCCUGGCAGUGGGCACGGUGCCCAGCGGUCAGGGCGGGCGCGGUGCCGAUGCCGGGACGAGCUGUACCGUCCUGUGGCAAUGGGACAGUCAGCAGAGACGGCGACUCAGGACCGGGACCACCAGAGCUGGGGAAAAGAGGUUUUGGCAGCCGGGAUGGCAGAGGUGGGACUCGGUCCUGGGGCCUGUCCCAGGACGGGAGGUUGUCACCUCUUGCUCCCAGAGGACGUACAGCCCAGUUGUUCCUAUUAAAAUGCUCCAGGCA
Molecule: messenger RNA, 1923 nt
Organism: Athene cunicularia (burrowing owl)
Lineage: Eukaryota; Metazoa; Chordata; Aves; Strigiformes; Strigidae
Gene: PTX4
Product: pentraxin 4
Exons: 2
Coding region: 284-1657 (457 amino acids)
Source: RefSeq, a predicted model, not a curated record